AUGAGAUACUCGGAUAUCCUGAUAAUCCGAGCUGCAAAGCAGAAGGGCAUCCAGGUCACAUGCGAGGUCGCCCCUCACCACCUCUUCCUAUGUGAGGACAAUGUGGCGCAGAUCGGCGACGGUCGAGCGCAGGUUCGACCCAUGCUGGGAACACGCGAGGACAUGGAGACACUCUGGGAAAAUCUGGACAUUAUCGACUGCUUUGCUACAGACCACGCUCCUCACUCUGUAGACGAGAAGAACAGUGAGCGUCCUCCUCCUGGUUACCCCGGUCUGGAAACAAUGCUGCCUCUGCUGCUCACCGCCGUCAGUGAUGGACGUCUGACUCUGGAUGAUAUUACCAGACGUCUUUAUGACAAUCCACGCAGGAUCUUCAACCUGCCCGUUCAGGAAAACACCUACGUGGAGGUGGACCUGGAGCAGGAGUGGGUUAUUCCUCAGGCCAUGCAGUUCACUAAGUCUAAGUGGACUCCUUUCGAAGGUAUGAAGGUGAAAGGUAAAGUCCGCCGCGUGGUCCUGCGAGGAGAGGUGGCCUACAUCGACGGCCAGGUGCUCGUGCCUCCAGGUUACGGUGAGGAUGUGAAGACUUGGCCCACUUCUUCAACCCAUCCUAUAGAACCUGUCAAAGAAACUCCAAUGACUCCUGAGCGUCAGCGUCCAACUCCACCCCGGGAUGGAGUGCGGACUCGAGCUGCGAGCCCACGACGCAUUGGUGGAGAAAGCCGCUACCUGCUGCCGCCCCGCAUCCACCGUGCCUCUGAUCCCGGCCUGCCACCAGAGAUGGUCAUGCUCCCCCCAGCCGCUGCUGUUGACGGGUACAGCCAUCCUCCCCCACUGUCCAGGCUGCUGUCCCCACAGUCUGGGUCAGGACAGGUGCCUCCUGGUCAGGUGUCACACCUGCAGAUGUCUCCUCUGCUUCACCCACUGGUGGGACAGCACAUCUUGUCUGUCAGACAGUUCAGCAAGGAGCAGAUCUCACACCUGUUCAAUGUUGCUCACACUUUACGUUUGAUGGUUCAGAAGGAACGAAGCCUGGAAAUACUCAAGGGUAAAGUAAUGGCCUCCAUAUUCUAUGAGGUCAGCACUCGCACCAGCAGUUCCUUCGCAGCGGCCAUGCAGCGUUUGGGCGGCUCCGUCGUCCAUUCCAGCGAGGCCACUUCCUCCUCGCUGAAGGGAGAAUCGCUGGCGGACUCUGUCCAGAUCAUGAGUGGCUACGCUGACGUCCUCGUGCUGCGUCACCCAACACCUGGAGCUGUAGAGAGCGCGUCCCGUCAGUGCCGUAAGCCGCUGAUCAAUGCUGGCGACGGUGUCGGGGAGCAUCCCACUCAGGCCCUGUUGGACGUCUUCACCAUCAGAGAGGAGCUGGGAACGGUCAACGGCAUGACGAUAACGAUGGUUGGAGAUCUGAAACAUGGCCGAACGGUUCAUUCCCUCGCCAAACUGCUGACCCAGUACCGCAUCACUCUGCGUUACGUGGCUCCCAAAAACCUCCACAUGCCAGCAGAGAUCGUCAGCUACGUGGCCUCAAAGGGCAUCAAACAGGAGGAGUUUGACAGCAUCGAGGAGGCUCUGCCUGACACCGACGUCCUCUACAUGACGAGGAUCCAGAAGGAGAGGUUUGCAUCUGAGGAGGAGUACAAAGCCUGUUUUGGUCAGUUCGUCCUCACUCCUCACAUCAUGACUGGAGCCAAACAGAAGAUGGUGGUGAUGCACCCGCUGCCCAGAGUCAAUGAAAUCAGUGUGGAGGUGGACACAGACCCGAGGGCGGCAUAUUUCCGUCAGGCGGAGAAUGGCAUGUACAUCCGAAUGGCCCUGCUGGCCACCGUACUGGGCCGAUAACUCAGUGUGUGUCACAGGCUGGGUCUCUGACCCAGCGCUCUGAGUUCAUUUUGUAUUUGUCUCAUUUUAGAUAUGUGAUUAGUUUGUGUCAUUCCUAUUUAGCUUUAGUUAAGGAAAGGCAGUUAUUAAUUAUUGUUUCCUUGGUUUCUAUGUUUGAGUUCUUGUAUCGUUCAUCACGUGUUAGGUCUGUUAAGCUUGUGUUGUCAUGUCUAGUUUCAGUGUUUCCUGUUUUAUUUUGAAGGAGUCGUGUGUUCUUUGUUCAUUGUAUUUAGUUUCACUUCCCCCGUCCUGUCAUUAGGUUCAUGUCAGUCAGCUGUUCCUCCAUGUGUUCCCACUUCCCCUAAUCACCUCCUGUGUAUUUAAGUCCUGUGUUUUCAGUGUGUCAUUGUCAGAUCGUCUGCUUUGUUUGCAAGCCAAGAAGUUGCGUCAAGUCUCCUCGCGUCAAGUCCAUGUUCCUGUUGUAGGUUUUUAAGUUAAUUUAGCUCACCCAGUUUAGUUUAUUGUUAGCCUUGCAUUUUGCCUUUUGUUUCCGUCUGCAUUUGGGUCCACCCUUCACUCUACACACAAUCAGCCCUGCUGAUUGUGACAGUGUGCUGCUUCUUUGUCCUACAAACUGUCAGAGAAACAAAAAUGUAUCUUUUCUGAAAUCUAUACAUUUCUCAUUUCCUGCCCCCGAGGGGUGCAAGUAGGUUUAAAUACUAGAUUUAAUACGGAGUUAAAGUUUAUAACAUGCUGCUGUAACACAGAACUUUUUUUUUUUCUCCAGUCACACAAAUGUUUACUUGUUUUCUUUCCUGCUGUAUUUCAAGGUUCCUUUAUUUUUACAUGUCUUAAAACCAUUAACAUAAUUAACAUAUAGAACCAGAA
Molecule: messenger RNA, 2706 nt
Organism: Maylandia zebra (zebra mbuna)
Lineage: Eukaryota; Metazoa; Chordata; Actinopteri; Cichliformes; Cichlidae
Source: RefSeq, a predicted model, not a curated record